Messenger RNA from Patella vulgata (common limpet), 1046 nucleotides. Its product is annotated as sulfotransferase 1C2. Gene Ontology annotation, biological process: sulfation. The coding region runs from base 151 to 1029 and encodes 292 amino acids. Lineage: Eukaryota; Metazoa; Mollusca; Gastropoda; Patellidae. Gene Ontology annotation, molecular function: sulfotransferase activity. The transcript has 6 exons. The record is from RefSeq and is a predicted model, not a curated record. Gene Ontology annotation, cellular component: cytoplasm.
UCCAUAUAUUAGAUGUGUCAAAGUGACAUAAUAGUUGGAGUGUUUGCUGUAGCCCGAUUAAAGCGGUUGAUAUCUGAAUGUGUAGCCUAUAUCAUUAUAUAUCAUUUGUUGCAGUGAAAGAGCGGGUAUAAUCAAGAGAGUUAGUUCAAGAUGUCGGUUGUCGAGAUACCCGAUGGUGCAGGUAAUCAUCUCAGAUUGGUUGAAUUUAAUGGAAAACUUUAUCCCAACUUUCCAAUAGAAUCAAUAACCAACAUGAAAUCGCUAAAACUACGCGAAGAUGACGUCAUUAUUUCUGCCUAUUCUAAAUCAGGAACACACUGGCUGUUUGAAAUAUGUCGAAUGUUACUGGCGGGUCGACUUGAUGUAGAAGUCAUUUCUAAACUUAAUCUGAUGAUUGAAUUGGUGGCACAGGAUGUAUUAGAUCAAAUCGAAUCUCCACGUGUUCUGAACAGUCAUGUUGCUUUUAGCGACUUACCAACUGAUCUGGCUGUGAAGAAACCCAAGAUAAUCUAUAUUAGAAGAAACCCGAAGGAUGUUGCCGUCUCGUUCUACAACCAUUCUUAUAAACUGAAAGAGUUUUAUGAUUAUAACGGAGAAUUCAAAGAUUAUCUGGAAUUGUUUGUUAACGGAAAAGUUGACUAUAAUUCUUGGUUUGACAAAGUUUUAGAUUGGGAGAAGGUCAUUGAUAACAACACGGAGUAUUCUAUAUUAGAUUUGACAUAUGAAGAUCUCAAAGCGGAUCCAAUAGCAGAAAUCAGAAAAAUAUCAGAUUUUUUACAAGUUAAAAGAAAUGAAGAAUUUAUCAAAGAAAUAUGUGAUGCGUGUUCCUUCUCUAAAAUGCAACAAAGGAAAGGUCAUAUAAUGGCUGAUGGAAGUGGUCAAUCUAAUAUAUAUAGAAAAGGUGAAGUUGGUGACUGGAAGAACUGGUUUACUGUAGCCCAAAAUGAAUGGUUUGAUCGAAUCUACAGUGAGAAAAUGGCUGGAUCAAAAUUAAAAUUUAGAUAUUCUUUUGACGAAGAUGAGAAAUAAACAAAAUAUAUAAGAGA